This is a messenger RNA of Plasmodium gallinaceum, 7182 nucleotides long. RefSeq names its product exported serine/threonine protein kinase, putative (gene EST). The record is from RefSeq and is a predicted model, not a curated record. The coding region runs from base 1 to 7182 and encodes 2393 amino acids. Gene Ontology annotation, biological process: protein phosphorylation. Gene Ontology annotation, molecular function: protein kinase activity; ATP binding. Lineage: Eukaryota; Apicomplexa; Aconoidasida; Haemosporida; Plasmodiidae. The transcript has a single exon.
AUGGAUAAAGAUUUAAGUAAUAAAUUAAAAAUGCAAAAUUCAAAUAAUAUAUCUUACUCAAAUUUUAACGGAAUAGAUUUUUUAGAAACAAGAAAUGAUUUAUAUUUAAAUAAUUCAGAUGUAGAAAAUUAUGAUAAAAUAAGAAGUAACAAUAUAAAUUUUACGAAUAUAGAUAAUUCAAAAUGGAAUUACGACAAUCAAACUUUAAGACAAAAUUAUGACAUCAACACUUCUAAUGAAAUAAAUUCUAAUAAUAUAAAUAUAUAUGACUCAAAUAACAAUAUUAUGAAUUAUCAAAAAAAAAUAAAUAAUUGUAAUAACAUGAGACAAAAUAAUAUGGCUUAUUUAGAUUCAAAUACACUAAACUCUAAUAAUAUUUAUAAUUUUAAUCAAGUUUAUAAUGAAAAUAAUCCUUUUGUUAUAAAGUCGAAUACAGCGGAUAAUAAUUUACAAAAAAUGAAUUCUCCAUAUUUUAAUGUAAUGAAAUAUUCUGAUUAUUAUAAUUCUAAUAAUUGUAUAUAUAAUACAAAUAUUUUAAAUACUAGUAUAUCAGAUAAUCAAAAAAAUUAUUCAAAUAAUUCAAGUCCAUACAAAAAUGAUUACUUAAAAUUUAACUUGAAUUCUGUUAAUGCCAUAAAUCAUAAUUUGAAUUUUUCAAAUGCAUCUAAUUCUAGUAAUGCUAAUUCGAACGUAUUUAGUAGCAAUAUGACAACACCAAGCAUAAAUAUUAUGAAUUUUAAUCCUAUUAACUCUUGCAAUAUAAAAUAUAAUUCGAACAUGUUUGAUUUUACAUCAACUGGAAAUAUUAAUUCCUUAAAAGUUAAAGAUCUUAAUCUAAGUGAAUUGAAUCCAAUACAUUUUCAAGAAUCAGAUUUAUCUAAUUAUUCAAAUGGAAUUUUGAAAAAUGUAAAUUUUUUACAUACUCCUGCUUCUUAUAUUAUCUCAAAUAAUAAUGACUCUAAUAGUUAUAUUUCCUCGAAUAAUAGUAAAUGCUUAAAUUCUAACUUUUUAAAAGUUCAUGCUAUAAAUUGUAAUGAUUCUAAUAUAAUAAAAGAACAAUCAAAUCCAUUAACUUUUUCUGAAUGCAAAUUUUUUUACAAUGAUAAACAAAAAAUACUGAAUCAAGAGAACUCAUCUAUAGAAAAUGAAAAAAAGGAAAAAAGAAAAAGAAAGGAUAAGGAUUUAGAAACAUAUGAAAAAGAAAAAAAAAAAAAAAUAGAAGGAAAUGAAAAAAAUGAAGAAAAAACAAAGAAGAAGGAAGCACAUUUAAUAAAUAGCAAUAUUGAUAUUCAAAAAAAAAAACAUAGGAGUGAAACAAUUUUAAAAAGUGUAGAUGAAAAUGAAAAGCAAAAAAAAAAGAAUUAUGAUGAAAAUAAUGAUUACAUAAACAAAAAUUUUGAUAUAAAUAAAAAAAGCUUAAAAAAAAAAAAGGAAAAUAAUAUGAUAAAAAAAAAUAAAAAUAAUAGAAAAAAUUUAAUAAAUGAGAAAAAAAUUUUAAAUAUUGAUGAAAAAAAUUCUGAUAAGUUUAAGGAAUCCCAUGAAAAUAGUGAUGAAGGGAUAAAAAUGAAUUCAAAAGAUAGAAAUGAAAAGCAAAUAGUAGUAUGUAAACGAAACAGUAAUGUUUUAAGAAAAAUAAUUGAUUUUGAAAAUACGGUAGAAGACAAAGAAAAUGAGAAAUUAUCCAAUAAAAAAAAAGUAAAUAUAAAACACAAAAAAGAUGUUAAUAUUACAAAUAUAGUUAAGAGAGAUACCAUAAAAGAUAGAUUAAGAUCAAGUACAGAAAAAACUAAUUUAGAAAAAAAUGAGAAAAAUAGAAAUAAAUUUAUAAAUCAGGAUAAUAAUAUCAAAUCUUUAUCAAAAUAUGAUUUUCUUAUGAAUAAAAAUAUCCUUUUCAAAAAUGUUAACAUAGGAAAUAAAAAGAUCAAUAACAACAUGGAAAUAAAUUAUGGAGAAAAACAUUACAAUAUAUCAAAAGAGAAGAAUAAUGAUAUAAAUGAAAAAAAACGGAAAUUUAAAGAUAAUGGUGAAAUAGAAGAUAACUUAAAAGAUGUGAAAAUAGAAUCAUAUAGUAAAAGUGAAAAAAAAAUAAAAAGGAAUAAAAAUGAAAAUGUAUAUUACACAGAAAGUGAGAACAAUAAAAACGAAAUAGUGGAUGGUAAAAAAUGUUCAUCAAAAAAUAAAAUAUAUAGUGAAAGAAAAGAAGAUGAGAAUGAAGGCCUUAAAAAUAUAGAAGAGAAAAAAAAAAAUAAAAUAGAAAAAAAAAACAACAGUAAUUUUAUUAAUAACAAAGAGAAUGUAGCAAAUACAAUAAAAUAUUGUGAACAUAUAGAAGAAAAAGACACAGUGGAAACAAAAUAUGAGAAAAAAAAAAAUAUAUAUAAUAUAAGAAAGGAAAAUACAAAUUAUGAUAAUAAAAAAGAAAAGAAAAAAAUUGGAAAAAUGAAAAACAAACAAAAUAGUGAAAAAAUUGUAAUUAAAAAAUUAGAAGAAAAUGAUGAUGAAAAAAUAAAAGAAAAAGAAGAAUUAAAGAAUUUAAUAUAUGAAAAAAAAAAAAAACUUAAAAUAAAAAAUGUUAGUAAAGACAAUCAUAUGGACAUGGAAGUUAAAGGCAAUAAAUCUUUAAAUGAAAAAAUUAGAGAAAAUAAAGAAAGUGAAUAUACAAAUAAUGAAAAUAAAAUAAUACUUAAAGAGGACAAAUAUAUUAGUAAAGAAAGUUAUGCAUCGAUGAAAGAGAAUGAAUGCAAUAAUGAAAAUAAAAUAAUAAAAGAAGAAAAAGAGUGUCCAAAUACUGAAAAUAAAAUACGAUAUGAAAUAAGUGAAAUAAAUGAAUUUAAAGAUAAUGAGAAUAAAUUAAUAAUAAAAGAAAGUAAAUAUGAAAAUAAGGAAAAUAAUAAGUUAAUCUCAGAUAAUGACUGUAAAAAUAAUGAAAAAGAGACAAUAAUAAAAGAAAAUGAAAUGUUAAUAAAAGAUGAUAAAAACAAAAAUAAUGAAAAUGAAAAUAUUUAUUUAGACAUAAAUGAUAUAUGUGAUACAAAAGAAAAUAUAUUAGAAAAAGAACUGAAAAUAAAUGAAAGUAAUAAUAAAUAUCAUACAGCAAAUAAUUUCAAUAUUGGUGAUAAUAAGUGUGUUUUAAAUGAUAGUUUGGAUAUUAAAAAGAAUAAAUAUGACAUAAAUAAUGUAAAAUGUGCAAUAAAUAGUUUGAAUGAUGAAAAUAAUGUGAAUAAUAAUUUAAAUAAAAUAAAUGACAUAAAAAGGAAAGUAUUUGCUGAAAAGGAGGACAUGGAUGAUAAAAAUAAUUAUCAAAUUACUAAAUCAGUGAUUGAUGAAAAUAUUGAUAGUAAUUUGUUUUGUAAUUAUGAUAAAAAAAAUAGUGUUAAAGAUUUAACUAGGGACUUAUAUUCUUCAACUGAUGGAAAUAAUGACAUAAUAAAUAAUAAAAAAAAAAAAUUUUGGUCUAAUUUAGGUUCUAUUAGUUAUAUAGACAACUUUGUUGGAAAAGGGUCAUAUGGAAGUGUUAGAAAAGUUUUAUAUAAUAUUGAUUUAAAUCAUGAGCAUCUAAAAUUUUAUAUUGAUAAAAUAAAUAGUAGAGAAUUUAUUAAUUUAUUUUUAGAAACUAAUUCUGUAAAAAUGAAUCCAGAAUUUAGUGGGGAGGCAGAUAAUAUCAUUCAUGAUAAAAAAGACAUAAAAAAAAAUUUCGAAAAUAAUUCUAAACACAUUAAUGAUAAAAAGAAAGAGUUACAUAAUUUUGGAAAUGAUUUAUUAACAAAUAAAAAGGUAGACAAUUGUCUUUGUUGCUAUAAUAAAAGAUAUUUUGAAUUGGCUAUCAAAGAAAUAGAUGUUAGUAGAAAAGGUAAUGAGUUUCAAUUUUUAAGAGAACAAGAAUUAUUAUGUCAUUUUAAUAGUAAUGUUAUAAAACCAUUAAGUACUAAAAUUGGAAAUUUAAAAGAAAAGCAAAAUUACGAAAUAUUAAUGCAUUGUGCUAAUGGAGAUUUAAGAAAACUGUUACAGAAUUUAAUAUAUCAUAGAAAAAAAGAAUUUGAAAAAAGAAAAAAAGUUAAUAAAAUUUUAAAAUUAAUUCAUAUCAUAUUUGGAAGGAAAUAUAAAUGCUACAAAAAUGAAAAUGAUAACACUUGCAUAGGUUUAUGUUAUGAAAAGUUAAAAAAAAUAAAAAUAAAAUUAAAUAAUAGUAUAAUUGAGAUCAAAUAUCCUAAAUUUGAUCAUAUAUAUGAUAAUAUAAAAAUAUAUAAUUGUGGUUUAACAGAAUCAGAAUGCAAAUUUUUGUUUUUUCAAAUAGUAAAUGGUAUUAGUUUUAUACAAACAUGUUAUCAAUCUAAUAUAAUACGUGUAACUGAUAUUAAAUUACAAAAUAUAUUAGUUUAUACUGAUGCAUAUAAUUUAUAUAACCCAAUGAAAUGGCAUUUAUGUAUAUCUGAUUUUGGUUGUUCUGCAAUGGAAUAUGCUACCUUUUAUCUAGAAAAUUCUAAAAAUUAUCUUAACGUAUAUAAAACUUUAUUAAAUCAAUGGAAAUAUCAAUUCAAAAAUCAGUUAUCUUCUUACUUUCAAGGAACAGUUUAUACAAUGGCACCUGAAGGAUUAUGUUAUGAUCAUAAGGGAAAUUUUAGACAAUCAAAAUAUAAUAAAUUAAUUUAUUUUUAUGAACAAAAUUUUGGUAAUAUUGAACGUAGGUUUCAGGAAUUACAAAAACCAUUAGUUUCUAUUAAAAAUUCUGUAAAUAAUUUUGAUAUAUUAAAUAUAAACUCAUCAUCUAAUUUUCAUUUUUUAAAUGAAAAAGAUGAAAAAUUGAAUAAUACUAAGGAGGUAAAAAGUGAAUUAGAUAAUAAAGAUUCUUUAAAAAAGAGUAAUUUUUUAUCUAAUAAUAUGACCAUGAAAAAUAAAAAUAAUGAAAAAAUUAAUUCAAACGAAAAAAAUAAUUUAACUGAAAAAACUAAUCAUAAUAAUAAUUCAACUGAAUAUUUACCUUUCGAUGUAAGAUGUGAUAGUUGGUCUUUAGGAAUAAUUUUAGCUGAUCUUGGAAAAUGUGGUAUAAGUUCAUAUGAAUAUAUGGUUUCAGAAAAACCAAAUGAAAAUAGUAAUAAUAUUAUGGGAAAAGAAAAAAAUAUAGACUUAAAUAAUAUAAUUUUAAAUGAUUUAAAUGUUACAGAUGAUGAGGAAAUAUUUUAUUUAAAAUAUAUAAUGAAUUAUUAUGAUAUUGGGACAUUAGAAUGGAAUGAUAGAGAAAUAGAAAAUGAAAAAAUUAAAAAAAGUAUUAACAAAAAUGAAAAAAAGGUAAAUGAAAAAGAAAAUGUGAAUAUUAAUAAUUUAAAUAAGAAUGAUUUGAAUAAUCAAAAAGAAAAAAAUAUGGGUCAUAAUACUAUUUUAAGUAAAAAUUAUUCUAUUUGUGAAGAUAUAAAAGAUGUAGUGGAAAAUGAACUUUUAAAUAAAGGUAGUUUUAAUGAUGAGAAUAAAAAAAAUGUAGGAAAUGAAUUUUUAAAUACAAAUGAUACUAAUAAAGAAAAAGAAAACAAAAGCACAAUAAAGGAUAUUUCUAAUAAAGAUAAAAAAAAUGGAGACAAUAAUUUAGAAAAUUUAGAAUUAUUUACAAAACAUUACAAAUUAUUUAUGUUAAAAUAUAAAGAAUAUUUAAGAAAUGAUAAAGUUGUGACUAUCAAAAAUGAGUUUAUAAAAUAUUACAAAAUGAAUAAAUAUAUUAUGAAUGAAAAUAAUAUAGAUAAAACAUUGUUGUUAUUAUUUUUAAUAAUUAAUAACAACAUAUCUUAUAAUUAUAAUUAUGAAGUUCAAUCAUUUUUAAAAAUAGAAUUAACUAUAAAAAACCUUGGUUCAGGAAUAUUUAAAUUUAGGAAUAAGAAAGAAAAGGAAAAAUAUUUACAAGAAUUUAAAAUGAAUUUACAAAAAGAAUAUAUGAAUGGAAACAAAGAGUACUGGCAUAGCAGAUUAACAAAUAAAUACUUAGCUAUUAUUUUAAAAGAUAUAUGUCAUGAUAAUUUUUCAAAUAGAAAAAAAAAUAUUAAAAAAUGUUUUAAUAAAUUUGAAUAUCCUCUAAAUUAUAGUGAUGAAUACUGGAAUUUAUUAACUGACCUUUUAAAUUAUGUACCUUAUGAAAGAUUAUUAGCCUGUGAAAUUAUUGGUCAUGAUUUUUUUUCUCUAUCCAAUGAAAAAAUAAAAAAUAUAAAAUUUGAAAAUGCUAAUGAAUAUAAUGAAUUAUUUGAUAAAAAGGAAUUUUGUGAUAUAAUAUUAAGAAAUUAUUUACAAGAAAAGAAAGAAAAUAAAUAUUUAUAUAAAUCGUUACAUAAAAAUUCAGAAAUAAAUAUUGAUAAUUCUGAUAGUAGAAAAAAUCAUUUAAAAAAUAUAAAUAAAAUGAAAGAAGAAAAUGUUUCUAUUCAAUCAGACAAUCAUAAUAAUAUAAGAAAAAAGGAAAAUGAAUUCAAGAUACAUAAAUGUGUGAUAAAUGAAACAAAUAAUAAUCAGACAAACAAUUUUAUAUCAACUUUAUAUGAUACAAUUAUUAGAAAUAUGAAAAAUAAAUGUGAUUUUUGUGAUAAUAUAAGUAAUUGUUUAGAUUAUAAAAACAUUUUAAGAAAAAUUGAAAAUAUAGAAAAUGGCCUUUUAAAUACUAAUGAUAAUAAUAUAAAUAUAGUAAAUGAAAAUCAUAAAAAAAAUAAAAUUUUAUACCCAAGUAAUAUAUGUAACAAUAUAUAUUAUUUUUUAAAUGAAUUUUCUUUAUAUAGUGAGUUCAAAAAUUUGGAUAUAUUUAUGAAUAUACAUUUACCAUUUGAACACUUAUGUCUACCAAUAUGUGAUGAAAAAACAGUUAAAAAUAAAUGUUUAAUUAAUUUCUUUUUUAAACCAAUUUAUUAUUAUUCUUUUCCCUAUAAAAUUAUACAUGCCUGGUAUAUAGGUCCGCUACAUAUUUAUUUGAAUCAUCCCAAUAUUCCUGAUUAUAUAAAACUUAUUUGUUUAAGAGAAUCAAAUGUUUUAAGAAGAAAAGAAAUUAUUUUUUGGUCUUCUGAGGAUAUCAUUUUAAAAAAUAUAUUAAAAAUCAAAAAGCUUUUAAACUGUUCCAAUGAUUUUUUAUGUACUCCUUAUGUUUCACAUAUAAUAGGAAAACAAUUAAUAAUGAGAAAACGAUAUCUUUUAAAAUUAUAUAAAAAAAAAAUUGUUUAA